AUAAUGUUUUCUUAAUAAAUUAAUCAUAUAUUUCUUUUUUUCCAGAUUGCAGAAUGGUCCCGGAUGGCGUAAACCUCUUGGUCUGCUUCACCUUAUUCGGUACCUUGGCUGAGGGACAAUUAAAACUUCCACCUUACCCCCCAGAUGUCAACUACACACCCACCUUCCCUCAACUAGUGGCCAAUAAUGGAUAUAAAGCGGAAACACACACGGUUACAACUGAGGAUGGAUACAUUCUAACGCUAUUCAGAAUUCCACGGGGAAAGAAAUGUCGUGGUCCCAUAAGACAACCUCCGGUGCUGAUCAUGCAUGGUUUUUUAGAAAGCGCUGACUGUUUUAUAGAUGGUGACCCAAACACUAAUCUUGGAUACCUGAUUCCUGACGAAUGCUACGAUACGUGGUUCGGCAGUUAUCGAGGAACAUUUUACUCCAGAGCUCAUGUAAUAUUGAACCCUGAUACAGAUAGAAAAUUCUGGCAGUUUUCAACUGAUGAAAUGGGAAUGUAUGACGUGUCUGCGUUUAUAGAUUAUGUUUUAAAUAAAACAGGGUCAGAACAGCUAAAUUACAUGGGAUUUUCUCAAGGAGGUGGCACGUUUUUCAUCAUGUGCUCUGAAAAACCUGGCUAUUGCAAUAAAGCAAAGCUCUUUAUAGGCUUAGCGCCUGCUACUAGACACUUAAACACAAGAUCUCUACCAUUCAGACUUAUAACGCAAGCUGUCAAUGGAAUUUUAGAACCACUAGAAGACGCUGGCAUUUACGAGUUUUUAACUAAAGGUUACCCUAUCCAGAGAAUCCUAAAUUUCCUUUGUCAGGAAGACAUAUUCGCUGGUAUAAUUUGUGGAACUUUAGACGCUAUUCUGGAUAGUCCCAAUCCAGGCUCAAUAACUGCUAAUACUUUAAGAAUAGUAUAUGAGCAUACACCGGCAGGUAUUUCAACUAAAUUAGCAGCUAGAUAUGGACAAGCAAUGACGGAGACGGAAUUUUUGAAGUUCGACUAUGGACCUACGGCUAAUACACAACUUUAUGGGAGGGCUAUCCCGCCAGCGUACAAUCUCUCAGCAGUAACCUGUCCUGUCGUAGUGAUUCAGGGUCUUAAUGAUGGGAUUGUGGAUAUGAGGGACUCUCUAUGGGCAGCAAAACAAAUGCCUAAUCUUCUCGAGUAUCAUAAUGUUUCUGAUCCGCUUUGGACACAUUUUGAUAAUAUCAGAAGCCAAUAUAUACCUAUAUAUACGUUUCCGACUGUGAGAAAGUAUUUAAGAGAGUAUAGUUCUGAUGGUUGUGGUUCUAAUGAUGAGUGUUCCCUACAUCCCAUUGGGGACUUAUAUAGUCAGCAAAUAAUAAGAAAGCCAAAGCGGUUUCCGGACUCCCUUUAG
This is a messenger RNA of Cydia amplana, 1373 nucleotides long. RefSeq names its product gastric triacylglycerol lipase-like. Gene Ontology annotation, molecular function: hydrolase activity, acting on ester bonds. The coding region runs from base 54 to 1373 and encodes 439 amino acids. The transcript has a single exon. Lineage: Eukaryota; Metazoa; Arthropoda; Insecta; Lepidoptera; Tortricidae. Gene Ontology annotation, biological process: lipid metabolic process. The record is from RefSeq and is a predicted model, not a curated record.